UGCGAAAGCCUUCUCACUUGGGAUGGAGCGGAGCUCCUGCUGGCAUGAGCGGAGUCCCCUUGAGAAGAAAAAAAGGAAGCCGAAGAGAACGGGGAACUGGAUUCAGAAACAGUUUGGGCUGUGGGGAAAGCAAUAACGAAAAGGCUCCCAGAAAGACAGGAUUUAAAAGGCGAGGUGCAUUUUGACAAUUAGAAAAUCCAGACAUUUAAUGUAGAAGCACCAUGCCAGACCGUGGAAGAUUUAACGAGUGGGGUUGUGAUGGCCCAGGUUCUUCAAAAGAUAGAUCCUGUAUAUUUUGAUGAGAAUUGGCUAAACAGAAUCAAAACGGAAGUGGGAGAUAAUUGGAGACUAAAGAUAAGCAACUUAAAGAAAAUUUUAAAAGGAAUCUUGGAUUACAAUCAUGAGAUUUUAGGACAGCAAAUUAAUGACUUUAUCCUUCCUGAUGUGAACCUUAUUGGGGAGCAUUCUGAUGCUGCAGAACUUGGAAGGAUGCUUCAACUCAUUUUAGGCUGUGCUGUGAACUGUGAACAGAAGCAAGAGUACAUCCAGGCCAUAAUGAUGAUGGAGGAAUCUGUACAACACGUUGUCAUGACUGCCAUUCAAGAGUUGAUGAGUAAAGAAGCCCCUGUCUCUGUUGGAAACGAUGCCUAUGUUGACCUGGAUCGUCAGUUGAAGAAAACAACAGAGGAGCUUAAUGAGGCUUUGUCAGCAAAGGAAGAAAUUGCUCAGAGAUGCCAUGAAUUGGAUAUGCAGGUUGCAGCAUUGCAAGAAGAGAAAAGCAGUUUGUUGGCAGAGAAUCAAAUCUUAAUGGAAAGACUCAAUCAGUCUGAUUCUAUAGAAGACCCUAACAGCCCAGCAGGGAGAAGGCACCUGCAGCUCCAAACUCAACUAGAACAGCUCCAAGAAGAAACAUUCAGACUAGAAGCAGCCAAAGAUGAUUAUCGAAUACGCUGUGAAGAAUUAGAAAAGGAAAUCUCUGAACUUCGGCAACAAAAUGAUGAACUAACCACUCUGGCAGAUGAAGCUCAGUCUCUUAAGGAUGAAAUAGAUGUUCUUAGACAUUCUUCUGAUAAAGUGGCUAAACUAGAAGGUCAAGUGGAUUCCUAUAAAAAGAAGCUAGACGAUCUUGGUGAUUUGAGGCGGCAGGUUAAACUCUUAGAAGAGAAGAAUACUAUGCACAUGCAGAACACGGUCAGUUUAGAGGAAGAGUUAAGGAAAGCCAAUGCAGCUCGAGGCCAACUGGAGACAUACAAAAGACAGGUAGUAGAACUCCAAAAUAGAUUAUCUGAAGAAUCAAAGAAGGCCGAUAAAUUAGAUUUUGAAUAUAAGCGACUGAAAGAAAAAGUGGAUGGUCUUCAAAAAGAAAAGGAUAGGCUGAGGACAGAAAGGGAUUCUCUGAAGGAAACCAUUGAAGAGCUCCGCUGUGUACAGGCUCAGGAAGGGCAGCUCACAACGCAAGGGUUAAUGCCUCUGGGAAGUCAGGAGUCUUCAGACAGUCUGGCGGCAGAGAUUGUUACUCCUGAAAUUAGGGAGAAACUUAUACGUCUGCAGCAUGAGAAUAAGAUGUUAAAACUUAACCAAGAGGGUUCAGACAAUGAAAAAAUUGCUUUAUUGCAGAGCCUUUUAGAUGAUGCAAAUCUGCGAAAAAAUGAACUGGAGACAGAGAAUAGGCUGGUGAAUCAAAGACUUCUGGAAGUGCAAUCCCAAGUUGAAGAAUUGCAAAAGUCUUUACAGGAUCAAGGAUCAAAAGCAGAAGAUGCUAUUUCAAUUCUUCUUAAAAAGAAGCUUGAAGAACACCUAGAGAAGCUGCAUGAAGCCAAUAACGAGUUGCAGAAGAAGAGAGCCAUUAUUGAAGAUCUGGAACCAAGAUUUAAUAACAGCUCAUUAAGAAUUGAAGAAUUACAAGAAGCUUUGCGGAAGAAAGAAGAGGAAAUGAAGCAAAUGGAAGAACGAUACAAAAAAUACUUAGAAAAAGCCAAAAGUGUUAUCCGUACUCUAGACCCUAAGCAGAACCAAGGAGCAGCACCAGAGAUCCAAGCCCUUAAAAACCAACUCCAGGAACGGGAACGAAUGUACCAUUCUUUAGAGAAAGAAUAUGAGAAAACAAGGAGUCAAAGAGAGAUGGAGGAGAAAUAUAUUGUUAGUGCCUGGUAUAACAUGGGAAUGACUCUGCAUAAGAAAGCAGCUGAAGACAGACUGACUACUACAGGGUCAGGGCAGUCGUUUCUGGCUAGGCAAAGACAGGCAACCAGCACAAGAAGAUCUUACCCUGGCCAUGUGCAACCAGCCACUGCAAGGUAGAGAAGUCUUGCCCGUAGAAAUAAAAAGCCACCCACGUCCAAGCAUACUUCUGUUCCAUAUCACGACAUUUCAGGAAAUCCAGCCCACUCACUUUUCGUCUCCAUUCUCUAUGUUAAUACUCACUUGUUCCUCGUUGAGGACUUUUCCUCUUCCUGUAUCGUUAAUAUUUUAGUUUCUUUUUCCUUUACUUGUAGUCCUUUCAGUUCCUUUUAAUGUGCCAAAAAUUUUAAAUGCCCAAUUAAACGUGUUGUAUGAUAGUGUAAUACUUUACUUUGUAUGAAAAUGUCCUCUUCCCCAAUGAUGUAGGCUUUGUAAUGAAUUACAUUUUCUGCCAAUAAUUGAUAUACAAUUUAUAUUGUUUAUUGUGCCUCGGUGUUCCCAUGCUUUAUAAGAAUGUCUUUGUUUAAAGGGAAUUAAUCUUUUUAUGAUGUAUUAAUCUGUGUUUUCAGUUGUUUUCCAAAUGCCCUUCAAGUAACUGGCAUACUUACUGUAUACAGUGGUUGGCAAGUGCACUUUUUGCAAAGACGUAAAUACGUUGGCAGAGGUGCGCACACAUCGUACCUACGGCACCUGUUUAGAGGGUAAAAGUGAGUUGUCACAUGGUUUUAUAGGAAAUUAAAUUUGUCCAAAGAUUUAAAGACUUUUUUAAAACAUAUAUUCAUGUGAUUUCAUUAUUUCCUGCUAUUUUGUUUGCUGGCAGAAGUUAAUGCAUUGAUGAGAUUAGUUGGGGGAAAUUUUAGGAAAAAAAUCAGACAGUGCAUUAAUUAAUAUUGCUAUUAUUUUUUUUGCUUUUGAAUAUCACUUAGGAGCUUGGAUUCAAAUUCUAGCAAUGUUGUCUGACAUUUAUAAUUUCUUUUUCCUCCACAUCCAACAGUCUUAUUUUUCAUAUAUUACAAGUAAUAAAUAGGUAGCCUUGCCAUUUGGGCAGUUAGUUUCCUUAUAGCCUUGUGUCUCAUUUGCUUUACUUAUUUAAUACAAACCAUUUAAUUUCUAAACAAUUUCUAAUCUUUAACAUCUUAAUAUCAGUCAUUAAGAUAAAUAAGAGACUUCUUGUAUUUGAAGUCUUAUGACAGAUCUCUUUUACAUUUUUUUCAUAAUUAGUCCUUAAAUUUGUUAUUGAACAGCUUCUCUUGGGUAAUCUCAUUGCCUCAAAAGUGCUUAUAUUUGUUGACAGAUUGACACAUUGUAACACACACACAUAGAUGAAUGGCUGUCAAUGAUUGUGAAGCAUUUUGAAUAUGUAAGGUGCUAUAUAAAUGCAAAAUAUUAAUUUGAAAAUGCCUUCUGUCAAAUUUUUCAUAUGACUAAGUAUUCAAUCCCAAAUUAUAUUAAGUUCUCCUCCAAUCAUUUUCUUAGCCUGUUUUAUGAAAGGAAAAAAUUCCCAUAAUUAGGUUGAAUUUUGUUGUUUUCUUUUUUAAACUAGGUCACCUAGUAAGAGGAUUUUAUUUCAUGCACUUGUUAUUUGGAAGUUUAGAUUUUAUUUAGUUCUAUAUAUUAAUUACAACUAAGUAAUGUUCAACCAAGCAAAUGUAAUUAAGAAUUUUCAAAAACUGUAUCUAAUUAUUUUAUUUGGAAUUUUUGUUUUUAUUAAGAGUUGACCUAAAUAUCUGUAGUGCUUUCAUUUUUCCUCAAAAACGACUUGAAGAAGGUAUUAGAAUAUACAUAGAAAUAACUCCAUGCACUGUGCUGAUUUUUUUUUACAUUAAGUAUAGAAGUCUGAGUGUAAUAUGAACACUCCUGGCUUGAUAAGACCAUAAUGCAGCGAGUGUUAGUAAUGGAGAGAGCCACAGGUGAGCAUGCGUUGUGGGAGCUCCAGAGGCCCCCGAGACCUAAUCGACAGAACGUACACAGCCACUUCAGGUGGUUCUUAUGCCCUCAUCUCACAGAUAACCCCUAAAUUGGACUAUGUUACAGCAAAUAAUCUCUCGAACACUAGCGUUGUUCAAAUUAAAAUUAAGAAAUUAUCCAAAUAAGAUAGAUGAAAAUAAAAGACUAAGACCAUUUGUUAAAUGGCUUAUAUUCCAUAAAAUUGGAGGUUUUAACUUUACUUCUAUUUAUUGCCCCCGGCCUGGUCUCCUACUACCCACACACCUACCCACAUCUGUUUCUCUUAAUGAGGGGGAAAAUUACCAAGCUUUGAGAAUGAGAUUUCAUUUUUUAUUUUUCUUCAGCAUUGGUUGCAUGCCAUUAUUUGGGUGUUUUCAUUUAUAACUUUCACUCUCCCUUACUGUUAAUAUGUCGUUCCAAAGAAGAAAUGGUAUUUCUCAAAAUUCUGUAAUGUUUAAACAAAAAAGACUUUUGUGGGGGAAAAAAUCUGAGUAUACUUUUUGUGUAGAAAUCCAAGAAUAUAACUUAACUGUAAUAGUGGCAGUUUGGACAGGAUAGAUGAUAUUUCCAUUUCUUCAAUAAUUGUUGUGUGCCCUCAAGUCAUAGUAACCCCUGAAGACAAAUUAGAACUUAACUCCCCACUAGGCUGUAAUCUUGUCUUCUACAGAGCGGUUGAUGGGUUCAAACCACUGACUUUUUGGUUAAUAGCCAGUUGCUUCAUCAUACUUUGGAACUAGGGUCCAAUAAUGACUCUUAAUUUCUCAGGAGGUUUGCUCCUGCCUGUAUGGACUAUGUGGAAAUUUGAGGACAUUAUAGCUUUGGUGGGGAGAGGGACGUGAACUAUGCCAUGCUAUAUUUUCAUAAACUCAUACAGGGGGAAGGGCUUCAAAAAACUCACGAAAUUAUCCAAUUUUCCUAUAACUAUUUUGAGCCCCCUGGUAUAUGUAAAGCCGUAGUUUGCUGGCCCAGUGGAACUGGUCUUGGCAUCAGCAAUGGAAUGAGUACCGUGUUGCUGCCUUAGGUUAGGGUGAACCCAUUACUACAGUGUACAAAUCAUUACACAAAACGCACUAGUUGUUUGCAUUCUAACCAGGGUCUGAAGAUACAAAGUGAAUGACUAAAGAAUAUUCACACAUAGUGUUUAUGUUCCUCAGUGUGUAUCCACGAAGUUUGUAAUGUAUGGCCAAGAGAUAAAUAAACUAAAUGUAGUCAUUGCCACAUCAGAAAGGAGAAUAAAUAAUGCAUUCAUACAUAUUUCCAUAGAACUUGGAAAAUCUUGAUCAUAUCUUUUUACUAUUUGUCUAAUUGCUUGAUAAUAACCAAGAAAAAGGAGUCCCUAAAUAAAGAACCUAUGUUCCAAAAUUAAUCAAGAUAGAAUUCUAUUAGAUAUCCCCAGUUUAGUAAACUUAGCUUAAUGGGAUGAUUAGGUUACAAGGAUAGUAUUGUAGGCUGUUGUUUUGUUGAGAUUUUAUUGUUUUAUUUAUAGGAUCCAAAUUCUCUAGUACAAAAUUAAGCUCAUGUUAGCCAGUCGGAAAUAUCAAUCUAUGUAUUUCAUUAGUGCUUACAAAUGAACGAAAACCCACAGUGAAAACACAGCAGUGGUCAGUGAUAAUGAAAGCUGUAUUCACUUGAAGAAAAAGCACAUUUUAUUUAUGAGCUACUUUAUUUGUAUUUCUUCUCAGUAAUGCUUUCUCUUAGUAACUAAAUAACAGUAUAAAGUAUCAAUUAUCUAAGACAAGCAUCCAUCUCAGUUUAUGAUAACACCACAUAAAAACUUGAAAAAAUAUUUUGGAAAAUUUUUAUUUUGAUAUAAAAAUUAUCUUAAAACAAGUCCAUUCUCCUAGUGUUCGGCAUCUAAUGCCCCACACUCACAUUUAGAGUCUAAGGAUGUCUCGUUCUCUCCAUUUGGAAGAUGUCCAUGACCAAGAGCUAGCAGUGACCCAGCUGAUUGACGGCCAUGUAGAUGUGAAUAUGUUUGAUCCUAAGGGGACAGCAAAGUGCUUGGCAUCUUGCUUUUUGCGAAGGACAUUAAGGCAAAACACUUUUUAUGUGUAGUCAGUGAACGUUGGAGGAACUUUUUUUUUUUUCUCCCACUUUUCAUCCUUACACUAGCAAGAGGCUCUUUGCCUGGAAACGGGUAUUGAACUGACGUAGCACUGCUUAACAGUGAAGCCAAUGGAUAAGACAAAGAAUGUACUGAGCAAGAGAAAAUGGGAUAACAGAAUCUUUGAAAAUUAUUUUAGCAAGUUUAUUUUUAAUUUUUUAAAUUAAAAAAAAGAAGUAUCUCUUCUCUUGUCUUUUAGUCCCAACUGUCAAGUGGUAGCUGACUUUUUAAAUUGUUAAGCCCAAUUUCAUUACAUUUAAAAGAUCUAAAAUAGCUUAUUCAUUAUCAUUAUAGUGAUUUAAAUAUUAUAUAUAAGGAAGGGUAUUCUCAUUGUAUCUUUUUUACUUUCUAUAAAGCAUAUUUAAAUAAUUGGUAUACGUUCCAUUUUUUUGGAAAAUUUGAACAUGAUUUAUGCAAUUUCAGCACCAAAAAAUGUUCAAAAGUUUAAAACUGAACAGUAUUUGAGAAGCCUGUAAAAAUAAUAUACUAACGUCACAGAUAAUGUCUACCAGUAUAAAUGUGAUGGCAUCCAUUUUUAAAAAAUAAUUUAACUCUUGUUCUUGCAAGUAUAUUCCUGAUUCCUUUUGUUGUUCUUUUAAAAAGCCUUUUAUCAAUCUGCAGAACCCUGGUGGCCUACCAUUGGACUGUUAACCAAAAGGCCACUAGUUCAAACCCACUAGCCACUUUGUGGGAGAAAGUUGAGGCAUUAGACUUCCAAAUGGAACGGUUCCACUCUGUUCCACAGGGUGGCAGUGUGCCAGAAUCGACUGGCUUUGGAGUUGCUUUUGGUUUUGUCAGUCUAAGUCACAUGUAGUUUUAUGAAUAUAAAAACUGUAAAAUUUAUGUUUACGGUUGUCUUGACACAUGAACAAUCUCUAAAAAUGGUUGCUGUGGAGGGCCCCUCAAUGUUUCCUAAGAAGUACCUUCAAGAAUUACAUGAUGUCUCUUCAUGUUUUUCUGUGUUACUGUAUUUUCCAACAGCAUUCUAUAAGAUUAGAUUUUUAUGCCGUCAAGCAAGACUAGACAUCAAUGGAAGGAACAAACAGUUGUUAAGGGAAAUCCAUUCCUGGAAAAUAGAUUGGCUAAUCAAGUCAAAAAAAUGGCCUAAUUAUGAACAGGUGGAAAGAUUAUACAGUUAAACCUCACAUUGUCUUAAAUGUACCUAACCGUGAUAUAACAUUUAUGCUAGUUUAUGUAAUAAAAGUUUCUGUCUUUACUGCCCGGUCAGUUAAUAAAAACGAAUAGACAAGAGCAUAA
This is a messenger RNA of Echinops telfairi (small Madagascar hedgehog), 7489 nucleotides long. RefSeq names its product hook microtubule tethering protein 3 (gene HOOK3). The transcript has 24 exons. Gene Ontology annotation, molecular function: dynein light intermediate chain binding; microtubule binding. The record is from RefSeq and is a predicted model, not a curated record. Bases 259 to 2301 code for a protein of 680 amino acids. Gene Ontology annotation, cellular component: centrosome; cytoplasm. Gene Ontology annotation, biological process: cytoplasmic microtubule organization; cytoskeleton-dependent intracellular transport. Lineage: Eukaryota; Metazoa; Chordata; Mammalia; Afrosoricida; Tenrecidae.